Pangasianodon hypophthalmus (striped catfish) is the source of this 2190-nucleotide messenger RNA. It is a transcript of the gene hjv, whose product is annotated as hemojuvelin BMP co-receptor. Gene Ontology annotation, molecular function: coreceptor activity. Lineage: Eukaryota; Metazoa; Chordata; Actinopteri; Siluriformes; Pangasiidae. Gene Ontology annotation, biological process: BMP signaling pathway. The record is from RefSeq and is a predicted model, not a curated record. The transcript has 5 exons. Bases 410 to 1618 code for a protein of 402 amino acids. Gene Ontology annotation, cellular component: plasma membrane.
CUCCCUGCGCUCUGGACCCGUGUAGAGCGGCGCAGUUGUUGCGCAGAGCGGCAGGUGUGCGCUGCGGGUGAUUUACGCAGUCAGCCGAGGCGCUCUCCCACUCAUUCAGCACUGACCAGCACAGCUUGGCACAAUUAGCACUACUACGACUCUGGGCGCCCUUUUAUCAGCCUUUGGGGUGGAUAUGCGGUGAUUACACGUCUCGUUUAACGGAGCUGACAGAGGUUUGACAAUGUGCUAAUGAUGUCACCGUUCAGUGGAUGGGUUUUACACUUUUGUUUAUUACAUUUGAACCAGUAUUUUAUCCAGAGCAACAGCAUCAGUCAGACACUUAAGUGAACCUCUGUCUUCCAAGCCAAAGUCACAGUGUAAAGAGCUCCAGCAGUCUACUAAGGCUGUGUCUGUAUGGAUGGGAAUGGGAACACGGGCUGCCUGCAGUAACCAUGUACAAAUUACAUGGAAACAUCACGUUUUCAACAUACUGCUGCUUGUUCUCCUUUUAGCUUCACAAGCAUGGGCCCAGUGUAGGAUCCUGAGGUGUAACUCAGAAUUUGUAGCUGCAACAUUAGACCUGGGAGGCAGUGGUGGUGGUAGUGGGAAAGAUUCAGGCAAUGUGGGUUACUGCAGCGCCCUGCGCUCUUACGCUACCUGCACCCGGCGCACUGCCCGUGCCUGCCGUGGUGACCUGGCUUACCACUCUGCAGUGCAGGGCAUUGAGGACUUGCUCAUCCAGCACCGGUGUCCUAAGUCAGGGCCCACAGCCCAACCCCGGCCUCUACCCCAGGCCCCAGUAUCUGGGGAUGCCUGCUUUUACGAGAAAAGCUAUGUGCAGCGCGAAGGCCGUGCUCCGGAGUACCUGCACUGCGGUGUGUUCGGAGACCCUCAUAUCCGCACUUUCAACAAUGAGUUCCAGACGUGUGCUGUACCUGGAGCCUGGCCCCUCAUUGACAACCAGUUUCUCUACAUACAGGCCACCAGCUCACACACUAGAGAGAGCUCUUAUGCCACUGCACUCACCAAGAUCACUAUAAUUUUUAAAAACUGGCGGGAGUGUGCUGAGCAGCAGAUUUACCAGGCGGAGGUGGACAAUGUCCCUGCAGCAUUUGUAGAUGGUUCUACAAGCAGUGGUGAGCGGAGAGGUCAGCACAGCCUGCAGGUGCGUUCCCAGGCCCUGGGACGCCAUGCUGAGAUCUGGGCAGCGCACAUCGGCACCACAGUGGUGGUACGUCAGAGCGGCCACUCACUGGGGCUGGCUGUGCGCGCUCCACGUGCUAUUAUUGAGUCAUAUACCCCUGAGCAGGACCUGCAGCUGUGCCUGUGGGGAUGCCCAGCCUCCCAGCGCAUAGAAACACCGCCUGUGUGGCCCACCAUGCUUGCAUACAUACACUGCUCAUCUCUACUUCCAGCCCAGGACGUCUACUUCCAGGCAUGCCUUUUUGAUUUGCUGGCCACUGGGGACAUGAACUCCAGCUCAUCUGCGCUUGAGGCUUUGGAGGAUGCCCGAGCCAUGAUUGCUGACCCAGAAAAGGUGCAUCUAGUGGCAGCUGCAGCAAUCAGGCAACCAUCAUGGCUCAUAGCAGUAUUCAUGGCUCUGCUUACAUGUAGACUCAUAUUUUGAAUGUGAUCAUGCUGAUAUCACUCAAAUGGCAGCUAUUUCCUAUUUUGAUAUUUUAUAAAAAAUAAUCAGUUAUACCUCUUUCAUGUCAUAUUUUCUCAGAACCUUGGUGACUGAACAAUCAAAUUGAUUUUUUUGUAAGAUCUAUCUAAAAUGGCUUAAUAUGUCCUGAUAUAUGAUUAUAUGUGACCUGCAAUAUUCUCCAGUAACAUGGGAUGUUAUUUUUAUUUUCAGAUCUAAGUUAAAGUGACAAAAUAUUUCACUAGAAUAUUAUUUAAUGUAUGAAUGUUUGUUAUUAUGACUAGUUUGAAAGAUUUAUAACUGUAAUGACUGUCUCAUGGGAUGUACUCGAGAAGACAGUCUGGAACUGUCUAUUGGGAAAUUCAGUAUUAUGUUAUUUAAAAAUAUGUUAGUGAAAUCUUGGUAAAAUUUGGUAUGAUCUUUUUCAGUUCAUGUUAAAAACAUCAAAAGUAUUAGAAUGUAGGCCUUCUGUUACCAGAAACAGUUUUAAACAGUUUUAAAACCAGCUAUUGUUUCCACACAAAUGUACUUUUUAAAUUGUGCACACAUAUGAA